Molecule: messenger RNA, 1658 nt
Organism: Dama dama (fallow deer)
Lineage: Eukaryota; Metazoa; Chordata; Mammalia; Artiodactyla; Cervidae
Product: carcinoembryonic antigen-related cell adhesion molecule 18-like
Exons: 6
Coding region: 151-1254 (367 amino acids)
Source: RefSeq, a predicted model, not a curated record
GGAAGUGGGUGGAGACCACACCUGGGGCCUGAGAGGACGCAGGUCUGUUAAAGGGCACAGGAGGUGGCUGGGUCCCUGGAGAGAUGCCUCCAGCAGGAGGACUGGAGCGGCUCAUGGACCUUUCUAGACCCAGCCAGUCUGCUGGCCUGCAUGAUCCGCCAGGCCUCCAGCCAAAUCUACAUCACCCCGGAUUCACUCAUUGGAGUGGAAAGAUAUUCAAGCUCACUGGCCAUUGAGAAUGUCCCUGAAGAUGUUCAGGAAUACAGCUGGCACCGGGGUGCAAAUGACACUGAGGAAAAUCUGAUUAUCAGCUACAACACCACAUCUCAUUCCAGGCGGGAUGGGCCCAUGUACAGCGGCCGGGAAAGUGUGUCCAUUAGAGGUACCCUGAGGAUCAGGAGGUCACAGUUAAAUGACACGGGGAACUACACAGUGAGGGUGGACACCAUCAAUGACACCCAGAGAGCAACUGGCUGGCUCGAGAUUCUAGAGUUGGAAAUCCCGCAAAUCUCAGUCAACACCACCUCCGUCGUAGAUGGCGAGGAUGCGGUGGCUGCCACUUGCUACACCAGUGACAGCCACGUCCAGUGGUAUGUGAAUUAUGUACCGGUGUCCGGCAACUACCGGAUGACCAUCUCCCCGGACAACAAGACCCUCGUCAUCCGAAUGUUCGGCCGCUUCGACUCACCACUUCAGUGCGGGAUAGAAAUUCUCCCAGAGCUCAUUCAGAAAAGUGACCUCAUCUAUGUGACAGUGGCCUAUGGGCCCUAUAGUCUGCUGCUCAGCAGUAGUCCCACUGACUUCAACGGCAUCCUGUCUGCUGAGAUUGGCUCCCAGGUGGAGAUGGAGUGCAUCUCCUAUUCCAGACCAGAAUCCAAGUACCGCUGGAUCCACAAUGGCUCCCUCCUGAGCUUCUCGGAGAAGAACAUCACCCUCCCGAGUCUGACCUGGGACCAGAUGGGCAGAUACAGGUGCAUCGCGGAGAACUCCGCCACCCAGGUCACCUUGUAUGAAGAAGUCCAUGUCCAGGCACCCUGGCAAAUCGGUCUAUAUGACUGUCCGCCUCGGACCUGGAGGAUAAAACCGGACAGGCAAGGAGACCCUGUGGGACCAUCAGAGAGGCUGCAAAGAUGCCCCAUUGCAGCAUCGCCAGUGACAGAGAGAUGGAACCACAGCGCAUGUCAGGUGAAUGUCAUGGUUAGAAACUUUGCUGGGCAACGAUACUCACUAGCGUGCGAAAUGUUCACAAUUUGAUGCCUAGUUAGAAACGCACAAUACAGACCUGCGUCUGAUAGGACCAUGUUGUGAAAAGUAUAGAUUAGUUAAUUGAUGUAGGUACAAUAUUACAGUAUGUAUACACACACACACAUAUGCUAUAUAUAUCCAGUGAGAUGGUUGGAUGGCAUCGUGGACUCAAUGGACAUGAGUUUGCACAAACUCUGAGAGACAGUGAAAGACAGGCGAGCCUGGCGUGCUGCAGUUCAUGGCACAAAGAGUGGGACACAACUUAGCAAGUGAACAACAAUGAUAUCCACAACAACAAUAUCCACAUAUAGAUAUACCAUAUAUAUCUCCAUAUAUGUAAAUAUCUGUGCACAAAUUGUAGAAGCUGUUAACUCUUAACGGUGCUGUCUAAAUUUUCCUUUUGCACUUUACUG